AUGAUUGGGACUCAAAAGUCUAUGAUUGGACAAUUUUGGAUUUUGGGCUCAGCCCAGAACCCAUCAUGUGACCCGACCCGACCCGGUUUUUUUGUGACAUCAAAAAUCUCAGAUAAACCUCCACCUCCAAAACCAAGCAGUGUUCUUUUUUCGUUUCAGAUGGGCUCAAUGAGUCUGACUUCACUUCUGGGUCAUGGUUGCCGGAGUUUAGUUGCGCCGGUGGCCCUUGCGCGCACGUUGGCACUGACCCAUGUUGCUCUGAGUGAACAUUCGAAGAGCUACCAGCAUGUGAAGGUGGCUUGGUUUUCUAAGAGGUCAAAGAAGAAGAAAAGGGUUGCAUGUGAGUCUUUGAAAGAAGAGGUUACUUACCCAACUGCUGCUGCUGCUGCUUCUGUUUCUGUUUAUGGCUACCCAUAUACUCGUUUACUUCCAUGUCCCUCACAGAAUGGACCACCAAGAGUUGAGCACUUGGUUGUUUCCGAAGGGGGCCCUGUUCUAGAAUAUAUAUGCAAAAAUCUGGAUCUUCCUGCUCAGUUUGUUGCAGAUCUUAUCCAUUUUGGAGCUGUGUAUUAUGCCCUUGUAUGUCCAAAGCCUCCUCCAACCGCGACGCCUGAGGAAAUGAGGGUAUAUAAAGAAGCUACAGCACCAUCAGUACUGAAAAAGAGAGCUUCUAUAAAAGGAAAAACUGUACGAGAAGCACAGAAGACUUUCAGGAUCACACAUGUAGACCAAUUUGUUGAAGAUGGAACGUACUUACGUGUGCAUGUACACCCAAAGCGUUUUCCUAGGUGCUAUGAAAUUGACUGGAAAUCAAGAGUUAUAGCAGUAAAUGAAGACUUUGUGGUGUUGGACAAACCUGCUGGUACAACAGUUGGAGGAACCACAGACAACAUCGAAGAAAGUUGUGCAACCUUUACCUCCCGUGCCUUAGGACUGACAACCCCCCUUAUGACCACACAUCAGAUUGAUAAUUGUACAGAAGGAUGUGUUGUCUUAGCUAGAACCAAGGAGUAUUGUUCAGUUUUUCAUGGAAAAAUCCGAGAAAAACAAGUGAAGAAACUUUAUCUUGCUCUUGCUGCUGCUCCUGUGCCACUUGGAACAAUUACUCACUACAUGCGUCCAAUUAAUGUGGCUCCACGACUCAUUUCAGAAGAUUCCAUUGAAAGGUGGAGUUUGUGUCAGCUUGAGGUGAUGGAAUGCAAGGAAGUUCCCUGGCCAAAUUCUGUCAUCGAAGAGAAAUACGGUGUUGAAGACUGUGGGUGGCCUUCAAAAGAUUAUGCAUAUGAGUGUAAAAUCAACCUUUUGACUGGAAAGACUCAUCAGAUUCGAGCACAGUUGGCUGCUCAUGGUGCACCUCUAGUGGGUGAUUCCAUGUACAUGCCAGCUACAAUUGCAGAGAUUGCAAGUCCUGAGCUGAACCCGUUUGGCAAACAUAAGAAACAUUAUAUUGGCGAAGAUGAGAAAGAAAUAGCUGUUACUGAGUGGAUGGCACGGCAUGGAAAGGAACCUAAUGUUGCUAUUGGUCUUCAAGCUUGUCAGAUAUCAUGGGAUGAUGGCGAGCACAGUUUUGAGGCUAGAGCUCCUUGGUGGCGGUGUGAAUAAAUUUAGAAACUGGGGAUGGGAAUCAAUUGUAUGGUGUGGCAUUUUUGUUUUGCUGAAAAGAAGUUAGGAUGACCUUCUAUGUAUCAUUUGUAUUAGUUCUAGAGUAAUAUAUAUUCAGAAUUUUUUUGUUUUA
This is a messenger RNA of Rosa rugosa (rugosa rose), 1735 nucleotides long. Its product is annotated as RNA pseudouridine synthase 6, chloroplastic-like. The transcript has 9 exons. NCBI's taxonomy places the organism in Eukaryota, Viridiplantae, Streptophyta, Magnoliopsida, Rosales, Rosaceae. The record is from RefSeq and is a predicted model, not a curated record. The coding region runs from base 1 to 1602 and encodes 533 amino acids. Gene Ontology annotation, molecular function: pseudouridine synthase activity; RNA binding. Gene Ontology annotation, biological process: pseudouridine synthesis.